Anopheles coustani is the source of this 1579-nucleotide messenger RNA. It is a transcript of the gene cpx, whose product is annotated as complexin. The coding region runs from base 374 to 814 and encodes 146 amino acids. Gene Ontology annotation, molecular function: syntaxin binding. Gene Ontology annotation, biological process: neurotransmitter transport; regulation of neurotransmitter secretion; synaptic vesicle exocytosis. The transcript has 6 exons. The record is from RefSeq and is a predicted model, not a curated record. Gene Ontology annotation, cellular component: terminal bouton; SNARE complex. NCBI's taxonomy places the organism in Eukaryota, Metazoa, Arthropoda, Insecta, Diptera, Culicidae.
CACGGUGUACCGGGUGUACCGGAGAUGACAAACCUCGUCCACUUUUCUGACAGAAGCGUGUGUUUUCCUUUGGCGUGCACGACCCUGGUGUGUUCGGCGGCGGACUGUCGGAGAUAAAGGCGGUGGUGAAAGAAGUUUUUCAGAACAAGGUACAGUUUUAGAGCGUUGUAAAGGAGAACAAAACUGAAAAGCACCGCCACUGAAGCGUGCGUGUAACGCGAGUGUGAGUGAUAUUGAUCGUUCGUCAGUUGGAAAGUUCGAGUUCCAUUUUGUAAAAAAAAAAACACCGAGUGGUUCGUGCCGAGCCCACCGAGCAGGUCGUCGUUUCUAGCAGAAAGGUUCCCAGCCAAGGAAGCAACCAACCGCACGCAAAAUGGCCGCGUUCGUCGCUAAGCAAAUGGUCGGCAAUAAGCUGAACGCCGUUAAAGGAGCCGCUGGAGGCGCUGUUGGAGGUGACGGAGGCGACGAUGAGAAUGACAAAGAGAAGGAAGAGGAGGCAGAGCGCGAGCGCCAGGAGGCGAUCCGCGAGGCCGAGGAGCGACGCAAGGAGAAGCACCGCAAGAUGGAGGAGGAGCGGGAGAAGAUGCGACAGGAAAUCCGAGACAAAUAUAACAUAAAGAAAAAAGAGGAAGUGGUCGAGCAGGCACCCCAGGAAGAACCGAACCCGCUGAUGCGGAAGAAGAAAACGCCCGAGGAGCUGGCGGCCGAGGCGGAGCAGGAGGAUCUAGACGACUUCACGAAGUUGAAAAACUCCAUAGAGACGCAGGUGAACGAGAUCAAGACGCAAAUCGAGGGCAAAUGCUCCCUGCAGUGAUUGUGCACCGCGUCGCACCGACUCUACCAACCAAGUAUUCAGUAAUAUUUGACGACCACAGCGACAGCAUGCAACAACACAGCCACAACUACCGGAACAUCCACGUCUCGAUCAGUGCGUCCCCGGCUGCGCCCAACGAUUGUCGUAUCAGUUCGUGGACAUGAAAGGAUCGCUUGCACGAAUGAAAGGGCAGCCGUAUGUGUUGAGAGGCAUAAUACAAGCACUCUCAAACUAACACACACACACAUACCUACAUACAUACAAACACAUCCAGGACUACUAAAGAUGGCCGCUGGAGAUUGGAGCAGCGCAAUGGUGAUCAUUAGCUCGACGCAGCCUGGCUCAACAACGCUGCCGGCCAUCGAGCGCUUCGUGUGUUUGUGUGAAAAUCAGGCGUUACACGUGCAACGUUAUAUGAGAGAAUACAUGACAGAAGAACCGGAAAUUCCUGCACGGAUUUGCAUCGGCAGAGGAACACACCUGCACGGCGCAGGGGAUCAUCCACCAGACACCGACACCCACACGAUGACCUGCACAUCACCAACACCAUUCACCAUCAAAGGCCAGAUUAGACGAACAGACCGGACAACCGACGAGUGACGAUCGAAGCGCUUGGAACGUUUCUUUUCGAGCGCGUUCCACACGUUCAAAUUCCACCAUAAAAGUAGUUGUGAGUUGUAAUAGUGAAAACAAAAAAAAACAUGUAGGAGAAGAAAAUGCGGAAUUGGCAGAGGCAUUGAGGAAAAAAACACAGCAGAGAAGAAA